Molecule: messenger RNA, 1518 nt
Organism: Cyphellophora attinorum
Lineage: Eukaryota; Fungi; Ascomycota; Eurotiomycetes; Chaetothyriales; Cyphellophoraceae
Product: Non-histone chromosomal protein 6
Exons: 3
Coding region: 1-1518 (505 amino acids)
Biological process (GO): regulation of gene expression
Cellular component (GO): nucleus
Molecular function (GO): protein binding
Source: RefSeq, a predicted model, not a curated record
AUGACAGCAGAUCUCGGAGUUACUCUAGGACGCUUGGGCCUGGAGCAAUACCUUGAUGUUCUCAUCGGAGAAGGUUUUGAGACAUGGGACACGCUUCUAGACAUUCAGGAGACCGAUUUUGAGGCUCUUGGCAUCAAGCUUGGCCACAGACGAAAACUUCAACGAGCCAUAGCAGAGUACCGAGGCAUCCCAUAUGAGAGACUGUAUGCUGUGAUUUCACAAGAUUCACCCGUCGAAGGAGCCAGGGGAGAUGGAGCCUCGCAGAGCUCUGGUGGUACGACAGGACUCCCAGGAGCGCCUGCUGCCGGGAUUGAGACGAAGCGGAAAUAUCGCCGACAUCCCAAAGCAGAUGAAAAUGCUCCAGAGCGCCCGCCAUCAGCGUAUGUGAUCUUCUCCAACCAGAUCCGGGAAGAAGUAAAGGAGCAAAAUCUCUCCUUCACGCAAAUAGCCAAGCUGGUGGGAGAUCGUUGGCAGAAGCUCAAUCCACAGGGCAAAGAGCCUUACGAGGAGCAAGCCAAUGCAGCCAAGGAGCGCUAUAACAUACAACUGUCGGCUUACAAAAAGACGGACGCUUUCAAGGAGUACUCACUAUACCUGACAGACUUCAAAGCGAAGCAUGGAGGAGGUGCUAUCGCUGGACCGUCUGAACAGAAAAGGCCGAAGCUGGAUGCUCAGGACAGUCUUUUAUCUGCUGGGUCUGCAACAGAACUAGGUCAGACUCCAUUAUCAGUCCAGACGCAGCCUCAACCAAGCAUGCCGCUUCCCACACGACAUGGCGCAACUGGGCAACGUGCGGCCUCGCCACCGCCCGGCUAUACGCGCGACAAUCGCUGGCGGCCGGCACCAUCAGGUUCACGUGGGCAGGUAUCGAAAGAGAGUUCCCUCUCUGAGGAAUCCUCAGCACCACGCAGUGACUCCGACCCCCUAGUCCGGACGGCUUCGUUGUCGCUAAGCACGCCGCCGACAGCCACCCCUCCAUUACCAAUUCAUGGCGAUAAGCCGUCCUCGGUCGACAGCGGACGAGCGCGUUUCCCAGGUCCACCACCGUCGCUGCCAAGUUAUGGCAGCACGACAAGUGGGCACUCGGUGGCACUGCCCUCACCCAUGGGAUCGGAGAGCAGUUGGCGAGGCCGUCCGACCGAGCUUCGUAGCUAUAUGGACGCCGGCGCUGCACCGAUGCAGCCGCCAUUACACUUGCCACCUCCACAAGCGGCAGCAAUCACUUUACCUCCACUUCCGCCCAUCUUGGGCGGCGGUGACCGAAGCUCGGAUCUGCUUGUCAAUCGUACACUACCUUUUCCGCGUGGCCCACCACCAGUACAGCCCGGGCACACCACGAAUGCCCCUCCGUUCUUCAGUGGUCCACCAUAUCCUAUCCGACGCGAGUCUACAGCCGAAUCACCUGUUGAAAGGUCGGAAUCGGAGGCUGCAACCACACUUGCAGGUUUGGCGUCUGGCACGCCAGGAUCGAGACCUGGGUCCACGCCGGCGCAGGAACGACGUUGGCCUGGAAAGUAG